Nicotiana tabacum (common tobacco) is the source of this 1844-nucleotide messenger RNA. NCBI's taxonomy places the organism in Eukaryota, Viridiplantae, Streptophyta, Magnoliopsida, Solanales, Solanaceae. The record is from RefSeq and is a predicted model, not a curated record.
UCAGCCCUCCAAAUAAUUAAUUAAAGACAAGAUACAAAAGUUAUUUUUAAUACAGUCUCGACUCAAGAAAACGCUACACCAACUCCAUCUAUAAAAUAUGAGACGCCAAAGCCUAAUUUCACCUAUCCAAUCAAACAAACUAACCUCACGUAAUGGAGCACCAGCACAAAGAAGCAACGAUUCCUCAUGUUCUCAUCUUCCCUCUUCCAAUACAAGGUCCAAUUAAUUGUAAGCUGCAGCUGGCCGAGCUCUUCUGUCUUUCAGGUCUGAAGGUCACCUUCCUCAACACCAUCCACAACCAAGAACGCCUCCUCCGCCACACCAAUGUCCAAUCUCGUUUCGAGAAAUAUCCCGGUUUUCGAUUCCUCACAAUACCUGACGGCCUUCCCGACGAACACCCGCGCUCGUUCGAACAAUUCGGGGACAUUAUCAGCUCCGUGCAGACCGUGGCGGAGCCUUUUCUUAGAGAAAUGCUUAGAAGUGGAGCCAAAGAACUGGUAACAUGUGUUGUACCAGAUGCCCUGUCUUAUUAUGUGGCUGAUAUUGGAAAUGAAAUGGGAGUUCCAGUUAUUCCCUUUGACACCCUUAGCCCGUCCUGUGUUUGGGUUUACAUGUGUCUGCCAAAACUCAUCGAAUCUGGCGAGCUUCCCUUCAAAGACAAUGACUUGGAUGCAUCGGUAACACAUAUACCUGCCUUGGAAGGUCUUCUUCGCCGACGAGAUCUUCCACCCUUUUGUCUCAUGGAUUAUAAGACUGAUCCAGAUUUCCUAGCCGCUUUGAAGCAAGUUGAGCGGAUCCCACAAUCCCAUGGUCUCAUAUUGAAUACAUUUGAAGAUUUAGACAGGCCUUUUCUUUCUUGUAUUCACUCUUACUCUCCUAAAACAUAUGCAAUUGGGCCAUUACACUUGCACUUAAAGGCUAAACUUUCUUCAAAAAACGCUCCAUCAUCAAAUAGUUUGUGGGAAGAAGAUCAUAGUUCUAUUAAAUGGCUUGAUGCGCAGCCCAUGGGAUCAGUACUUUAUGUGAGUUUUGGAAGUGUUGUCGUUGUAUCAAAGGAGGAAAUUUUGGAAUUUCAACAUGGCCUACUGAAUAGUAAAGUUAAAUUUUUGUGGGUUAUGAGGCCCAACAUUUUGAAGGGAGGCGAAUCAGACGUCCAAUUUAUGAAGGAACUUGCAGAAGGUUGCAAGGGAAAUGGCUACAUAGUGAGUUGGGCUCCACAAAAGAUGGUACUCGCCCACCCAGCCAUUGCUGGUUUUUUAACACAUAGCGGCUGGAACUCAACAUUGGAGAGUGUCAGUGAAGGAAAGCCCAUGAUAUGCUGGCCACAUUAUGUUGAUCAGAGAGUCAACAGUAGAUUAGUAAAUGAAUUAUGGCAAAUUGGGUUGGACAUGAAGGGCAUAUGUGACAGAUCAACUAUAGAGAGAAUGAUAAAGGAUCUGAUGGAAAUAAAAAGAGACGAGUUAAAGAAAUCAAUUGAGGAAUUAUCAAAGUUGGCAAAACUAAGUGUUGAAGAAGGAGGUUCGUCGUACAAUAACCUCGACUGUCUCAUUGAUGACAUUAAAGAGUUGGCUAGAACUAAAGAAAAUGAAAACAUAAGAAUGUGACAUGCUACUAGACGUGAAAUAUGUUAAUUUGGGCUAAGUUGGUGUGUUCUUUUUUAUUUCUGCUGCCGAAUAUAGUAGGUAUCAGUUUGGCAUGGGGUCCUAAAACUUGUCGUCUUUUUCAUUCUUCUUCUUCCUGCGGCUGUUUGUAUUUUUUUUGGAAACUAUUGCUUUUUCCACGGAGGAGACUUCUUUGUUACUUUCUCUUUUUCCAGGACGUUAUAUAGUCUCCCUCUUCAAACA